UGGUUCGGCCAAGUCAGAACUGACAGAAACACUGAUGUUGGAUUAAAGAGCUAUAGGUCAGAGGCUGGGAGGUCUAGAUUUCAGCCAGGAGUCCAAUUUUACCUCCAAACUGAUCCGAAGGAGGCCCAGACUGGAAAAACCCAGUGUGCGUUGUGGAUAUAUACUUUUUCAAAAGGUCAAAGAGGAAAAGCAUUUCAUUUGUUUGGAGCCUCGUCAAUGUCUAGCCAGUUAACUGUGAGCACGAUUUUUGUGAAGUCUUCACCGAGAGAUCCUCAGGGGAAAGAUCUACAAGAGAAUAUCCCUGCUGUGGUGGCAGAGAAAUCUACCAAGACAAAAGUAAAUAACCAAUUCUGAACCUCCUCAGAAAAUGGGAGAUAGCUCUAGACCUGUGACUGCAGAGGAAACAGAAGUCUCAGCUGAGGGUGUGUGUGAAAAACAUGGAGAAGAUGUACAUCUCUUCUGCAUGGAGGACCAAAUUCCACUGUGUGCAGUCCGCAGAGAAUCGAAGGCGCAUGAAUUACACACGGAGAUUCCCAGGGAACAGACAGCAAGUAUGAAAUACCAGGGGACUGGAAGUUCACGGAGUGGGUGGAAGGAAGAGUUGCGGCCAAGCACUUCUGGAGAUUCGAACAUAACAUCUGAUUCCAAAGAGAACGGAGAGAAACUCAGUGGGAAUGAGAAGGACCAUACGGAUGAGCUGAUGUUGAUGGAGCAGUGGGUUGACUUCAACUUCAGCGAAAGGAAGGAAGAAGGCACUCGGUCGAACUCCAGGAUCCAAAACUCUAUCAUAUGGAUUGUUCUGGUAGUAUUUACCAUCCAGAUUGUGGGGCUGGUAACAACUAUCUUAGUUUUUACAAUGGCUAAAACCGACGUGCGGCCCUCCGUCACUCCCACCCCUUGUUGUCCACAUGGCUGGAUCAUGUCCCAAGGGCGCUGCUUUCACUUCUUGGAUCUGGAAGGGGGCUGGGAUGCUGGCCAGCAGCACUGCUCCUCUCUUGGGGCCUCCUUGGCGGUGAUUGACAACUUCGAGAAACUGAACCAGAGUGUUGCAGUGCAUCACAAAGGACCCUUCAACCACUGGGUGGGCCUUCUCAGACAACCAGGCGAGAGCUGGAAAUGGCCCGAUGGUACCGCGUUCAACAACCAGUUUGAAGUAGGAGGAGACGGGCCGUGCGCUUAUCUAAACAACGGGAUUGUGAGCAGCACUGAUUGUUCCACUGAGAAGAAAUAUCUGUGCAGCCAGAGAGCAAGACAAGAGAGGAGCCCCGGCCACUGCAGGGAAACGUGAACGUCAAUAGACUGACCUUGUAUCGGAAGAGAUACCAGCAUUUCCCCACGUCAUGAGCUGCCACUUGCGUGCAUGUGCGGUGGUGUGUCAGCAAGCCCCUAGUUUCUUAGGGUGGCAAGCCCUUGCCAGAUGCAUUGGAGAUCUGAGGAUCCUUAGCACCCAAGCAUUCUUAUAUGGCCCUUUAUGCAUGCAGUGUUUACUCUGCAGCCAACAGCUUUGCCGUGGGGCUUUCCUGCUUUUUUGUUUAAAGGGCAUUGUCCUGCUGAGAAGUGUCCCCAGCUGACCCAAGCUGCCAUUUUACCCACACAUUCUCUCCAGGCAACCACCAGCAGGGGAGGCUGCUGUUGGCUGCCUUUGUGUGCUGUGUUGGGUCUGGCGUUCUUUUGCUAGACCAUGAAAAUUUCAUGUAUAUUUCACUGGUCUGUCGCUCCAGCAAUAGACUGAGCUCCCAAUGGCACCUGGUGGGCCACUGCGAGUAGCAGAGAGCUGGACUAGAUGGACUCUGGUCUGAUCCAGCUGGCUUGUUCUUAUGUUCUUAUUUUUAAAAAAACUUAAAAAGAAACUUCUCCCAAUUGCUCUGAAUUGCUGCCCCAAAAGAGUGUGGAGGAACCGUUGUUGGAGGAGCGAGAAAACCCGAUGCAAAGCAAAUGCAUGCUAUCUCCCUUUCCUGGCGAAGGGAGAGGAAAAGUUGUGCUUUCGGAGGUUUCGGAAGCCGGAGAGAUUCUCUGAUCUGAGGCACGGCGAGUUUGGAAGAGGAGAAAAUGUAGGUGUAGUCAAGAAUCCAAUCUGAAGGGAAUGUACAGUCACUGUGAAGGAGACCACAAGGUCUAUGACUUCCAGAGUCAGUAGAUUGGAAAUCAAGCAUAUAGUAUUGGAGGAAAACACGCUAAAAUGUGUGUGUUUGUUUUUUUCAUUUCUUGUUAUGUGUAGUGCAAAUUUUGGGGCAGAGUCACAGAUACCUGCUGCCUGGGCAAAGGGUAUCCUGUAAUGAUUAAAUUAAACCAGCUACCUCGUUUUUCCUUUGAGAUAGAAAAAAAGGCAAGUUUAGCAUUCUCGGAAUUGUGAAAACUCCCUGAGAAUGUAGCCUAAGAUGGAACCAGAUGACUCAGAAACACAGGGCAACUGGAACAAACUUAUCAUUUUUUAAAACUUCAGUAUUCAGAGCCAUGAUGUUUGAGGCCUGUUGACUGUUUUAGGGCCUAAUCUAAAUGUUUUGGAUUUUGCCACGUCUGAGUUUCUUAAAGGUUCAGAUAUUGGUAGCAAAUUGAGGGGGAGGGCAGAUAGCAACAUCUCCCACUCAAGAGGUGUGAAAGGGGGACUGAAACUAAGACUGCUGUCCAGCUGUUGUUGUGAGUACUUACCUAGACAACUAAGCUGUGUGUGACAACUGAGCUGUUCAGAGAAUGGGCAGGAGAAAACCUGAUGAACGCAAAUAAAUACAAACAUGAUGAACUUCAA
Sphaerodactylus townsendi is the source of this 2746-nucleotide messenger RNA. Its product is annotated as C-type lectin domain family 2 member D-like. The record is from RefSeq and is a predicted model, not a curated record. Lineage: Eukaryota; Metazoa; Chordata; Lepidosauria; Squamata; Sphaerodactylidae. The transcript has 9 exons. Gene Ontology annotation, molecular function: zinc ion binding. Bases 368 to 1288 code for a protein of 306 amino acids.